AUUAGCCCACUAAUCUGAUCACUAUUAAUUACAAGCCUAGCAACAAGCACAAUCAUCACCAUAUCAAGCCACCACUGACUAUUAGCCUGAGUAGGACUAGAAUUAAACACCUUAAGCAUCCUACCAGUUAUCAUCAAAUCACACCACCCCCGAGCAACGGAAGCCGCAACAAAAUACUUCCUCAUUCAGGCCGCAGCUGCUGCAUUAAUCCUCCUAGCAAGCACUCUUAACGCUUGACAAACGGGUCAUUGAUCAAUUAUACACACCUCAGCCCAUACAACAACCAUCAUCACAUUAGCAAUUUUACUUAAACUAGGCAUCGCCCCAAUACAUGGGUGGUACCCAGAAGUAUUACAAGGCUCAACCAUAAACACAGCCCUAAUUAUCUCCACUUGACAAAAACUUGCCCCCCUUACCCUAUUAUACCUAAUCAACAACAACCCACCCACCAAUAUCUUACUCCUGAUAGGAGUGAUCUCCGCCUUAGCCGGAGGCUGAAUUGGAUUAAAUCAGACACAAACACGAAAAAUCAUAGCAUUUUCAUCAAUCGCACACAUAGGAUGAUUAAUUAUCACACUAAACCUAAGCCUACACCUCACCACAACAACUAUAAUAAUCUACAUAAUCACAACAACAGCCAUAUUUAUGUCAUUAAACACAACAACAACAAAAACAAUAACAGACAUGGGCAUAGCAUGAACCCAAUCGCCACCCCUCACUACCAUAAUAAUAAUCACACUAAUAUCGCUAGGCGGACUUCCCCCCCUCACCGGCUUCACCCCCAAGUGACUAAUCCUCAAUAACCUGUGCCACAUAAAUUUACUCUUUCCAACCAUUAUCCUAGCCAUAGCAAGCCUACCAAGCCUAUUCUUUUACAUCCGACUCGCAUACUUCACCACACUCACCACACCCCCAAAUACCACAAACACCCACCACAAGUGGCGAUUCAAGCCCCCACUAAUUGCAGGACUGACACCCGCCACAUCACUAGCAGCACUACUCCUUCCACUUAUGCCAAUAAUAAUUUCAU
Messenger RNA from Gekko japonicus, 1030 nucleotides. The record is from the annotation of a RefSeq genome assembly. NCBI's taxonomy places the organism in Eukaryota, Metazoa, Chordata, Lepidosauria, Squamata, Gekkonidae.